AUGACAUCCUCCGACGUACGAGACGUUCUCAACCUGCCCGACAGCCAUGCAGGUCCUCGACCAGCAAAGAAGCAGAAGACUUCCGCCCCGCGGCCGAACCUGAAGGGUCUCGCGCGAGAAGUACAGAACUUGGGCGGCGACAACCCCAUCGCCAUCGUACCGGAGGUGUCGAUCUUCAAGAAAAGGCGCUUCGCGAGCAGGAAACCGGCCUCGAAAUGGGAGCUCAAGGCGUUCACGAACUCGGCACGAGGGGACAGCGGCGCACUGGUCCUGAAGCACUGGCGACGGAAGACGGGGCCCGAGGAUGGGAGUGCGACGGCGCAAGGCGAUGCGGAGAUGAAGGAUGCGGAUGGCGAACAAACGGCGAAGCCUACGGACUCGGAGUUCGCCAAGUACAAUGUCGAGGUCGACGUGCCGCAGUACAGCGAGGACCAGUACCGGACAAAUCUGCUGAGCGACGACUGGACCAAGGAAGAAACGGAUUAUCUGCUUAGCCUAGCCAAGGACUUUGAUCUGCGAUGGCCGAUUAUAUGGGAUCGGUACGACUACUUGCCAGAGGCCAUCAAUGGUGAGGCUUCGGCUGACGGGGACGAGAGUAAGGCCAUCAUCCCAGUGCCGAAGCCGAGGACGAUGGAAGAUCUCAAGGCGAGGUACUAUGAGGUUGCGGCGAAGAUGAUGGCGGUGCAGAAGCCUGUGCAGUACAUGACGCAGCCCGAGUACACUCUCCACGAGCUCAUGGCCAAGUUCAACCCGAACCAGGAGAAGCUGCGCAAGGACUUCGCCAACAACGCUCUCACGCGGUCAAGGGAGGAGGCCAAGGAGGAGGAGUCACUGCUCCUCGAACUCAAACGGAUUCUCGCCCGCAGCGAGCGCUUCAACGAGGAACGUCGCGAGUUAUACAACCGGUUAGACUAUCCCCAUACGGACCAGGACAUCAGCGCAUUCAAGUCCAGCGCCGGCCUGCAGACUCUGCUGCAGAAUCUCAUGAAUGCCGACAAAUCCAAGAAGCGCAAGUCUCUCAUGGCGGCCGAAGGCGUGAGCCCUGCCACGCCCGCGGGUCAGCAAGCCGCGGCGUCAGAAAACCCAGCCCGCCGCGAGAGCAUCGCCGCCGCCGCGGCCGCCGCACCGCCAGAGAAGCCGCACAAAGAGCCCCCCAGCAGCACCGCUCAGACGCCCACAGCGCCGGCCGGCGGCAAGAAGGGCCAGCAGCAGCAGGAACGCCGCAAGCUCUCCGAGGCCGAGAUGCACGUCUAUGGUGUCACACAUCACGAUCGCCUGUCUAGCGGACCGACGUUCCGCUACGAGAAGAUCAACAAGCUGUUCACGCACAAGUCUAAUCAACAACAACUGCGUAUCAUGAACACGCUUAACGAACUCGACAUCCCGCCGCGGCUCGUCAUGCCCACCGCCGCGGUCACUGCCCAGUACGAGCUGCUUCUCGGCGCCGUCAAUAGUCUUCUCGACGCUAGAAAAGUCACGGACAAGAUUGACGCCGAAAUCAAGGUUGAGCUGGCGAAGAAGGCAGAGCGGGAGAAGGCCAAUGCGCCGCCAACGCCUGAACCAUCUUCGGAGUCCAAGGAAGGCGAAGGCGAGGGCCAGUCUGCGGAGAAAGAGGGCGAGAAGGCCGAGGAAAGCGAGAAGAAGGCAGAAGCGGCGGCUGCGGAGCCCGCGAAGACGGACGAAUCGAAGACCAACGGCGAGAAAGCUGAGGCCGAGGCACCUCCGGCCGCCAACGGAGACGCGAAGGCGGCUACAUCGGACGCCGCUGACGAGGGCAAGGGUGAAGCGGAAAAGGAAAAGGAGAAGUCAACCCGGCCGGGCAGUAGCGGUGCGUCACACAAGCGAAGCGCAAGCGUAUUGAGCGGUGGUGGCGCGAGUGACGACAAAACCGCGAAAAGACAGAAGAAGUGA
Molecule: messenger RNA, 1911 nt
Organism: Colletotrichum karsti
Lineage: Eukaryota; Fungi; Ascomycota; Sordariomycetes; Glomerellales; Glomerellaceae
Product: SWR1-complex protein 4
Exons: 1
Coding region: 1-1911 (636 amino acids)
Biological process (GO): negative regulation of transcription by RNA polymerase II; chromatin remodeling; DNA repair
Cellular component (GO): NuA4 histone acetyltransferase complex; Swr1 complex
Molecular function (GO): transcription corepressor activity
Source: RefSeq, a predicted model, not a curated record